Penicillium antarcticum is the source of this 1476-nucleotide messenger RNA. Its product is annotated as MFS transporter. Bases 1 to 1476 code for a protein of 491 amino acids. The transcript has 3 exons. Gene Ontology annotation, molecular function: transmembrane transporter activity. Lineage: Eukaryota; Fungi; Ascomycota; Eurotiomycetes; Eurotiales; Aspergillaceae. Gene Ontology annotation, biological process: transmembrane transport. The record is from RefSeq and is a predicted model, not a curated record.
AUGACUGUAACAAACAGCCACAGAGUGGAAGAUCAACCCGACUCUCCUUUUGAACCUCCUGGAUUAUCCAGCGGAGAUAGUCCGAUCACCUCGGCACAUUCCAAUGGGCCAACGCCGCAGUCGUAUGAGCAAGAUGAAAAGAGCCUCGAAUAUAAUGUCCAAGAUACAGAGGAAGCAGCAGCAAAACACCAGUAUUGGACUCGUUUUGUCGAUGUCAUAUUCUGGACGCCGCCGCGAUGUCGAUGGGAUGCGGAGAAUCCGUUCACGUUCGGAAUGCCUUUGAACAUCCUGUUCGCAUUCUCCGGGACAUUCACCGUUGCCAAUUUGUACUAUUCGCACCCUAUUCUCGAUGUGCUCGCCCAAUUCUUUGGCGUCACCCAUGAGCGAGUCUCAUUAAUUCCGACUUGCAGUCAGGCUGGGUAUGCGACGGGUCUGAUUUUGCUCUGUCCCUUAGGGGACUUGGUGAGAAGAAGACAUUUUGUCCUACUGUUGACCUUUAUCACUGCGGCCCUGUGGGUUGGACUUUGCAUAACAAAAUCAUUCGAGGCAUUUCUUGUUAUCAGCUAUUUAAGCUCUGUGACUACCGUGACUCCACAAAUCAUGCUUCCCCUCGUUGGUGAUCUCGUACCCCCAGCUCGCCGCGCAACAGCCCUCUCUAUCGUCUCUUCCGGGCUGGUCCUAGGACUCCUCUUCGCCCGCCUUCUAUCGGGAAUCGUAGCAGAAUAUUCCUACUGGCGAAACAUCUACUGGCUAUCCCUAGCCCUCCAAUUCCUCAUCUUCGCCCUCCUCUGGAUGUUCAUGCCCGACUAUCCCCGGACUAACAUCAACAUCUCCUACGUCAAAAUCCUGUACUCCAUAAUCGGCUAUUACUGGACAUCACCAGUCCUGGUCCAGGCAACGCUCAUGGGAUUCUUCCUCUCCGCCACAUUCACCAGUUUCUGGACAACCCUAACCUUCCUCCUAUCAGGAGAUCCAUACAACUAUCCAACCUUGACGAUAGGACUAUUCUCCCUGGCAGGAUUAACGCCAAUGUUCUUGGGCCCGCUUUAUUCACGGUACAUGAUCGAUAAAUUUGUGCCGCAGCUAUCCAUCCUCGUCAGUUUGAGCAUCCUCAUCAUUGGCGUGAGUAUCGGUACCUAUACCGGGACCUACAGUGUCGCCGGUCCAAUUAUCCAAGCUGCGCUUCAAGAUUUUGGUCUCCAGAUGACACAGAUCGCGAAUCGUACUGCUAUCUAUAGCGUUGCCCCAAAGGCUCGCAAUAGGAUCAAUACUGGUUACAUGAUAGGUGUGUUUUGUGGUCAGUUGAUGGGUACUUCCGUUGGGAAUCGAAUUUAUAGUGAAGGGGGUUGGAUUCUGACUGGAAGUGUUAGCUUGGCAUUUAUUGGGGCGGCGCUUCUUAUCUGUCUUUCUCGUGGUCCGGCUGAGAAGGGAUGGAUUGGUUGGCAUGGUGGUAUUCGAAUUCGGCGAGCGGAGUAA